AUGGCCAGUUUCCCUCCUCUUGGGGAUUCCGUCUCCCAGCACCGAGACUUCAUUAUCAAAGGUAUAGCUGUAGAGGGCAUCAAUGCCGGAGAUAUACCCACUGACCAAAAUAUAGCUUCCGAGGCGCACCGAAGGAGAAUAUUGGAGGACCUCCGGGCGGUUAUUCCACCGGCCGAUAUUGCACAAUCUGAACUUCGGUAUCAUGGCAUUUUAAGCAUGAGAACAAAUGCUGCCGGGCCUCUCCACCCCGAUGUUCAACUGGCGCUUCACAACAUUAACGCGACGCUACAAAACAUUCAAGAAGCCCAAAUUGGACUUGACCGGAAGUUGGACGCAUUGGUCGAGAGCCUCUCUGCUCGCAGACAAUCAGAUUGA
Molecule: messenger RNA, 375 nt
Organism: Striga asiatica
Lineage: Eukaryota; Viridiplantae; Streptophyta; Magnoliopsida; Lamiales; Orobanchaceae
Source: the annotation of a GenBank genome assembly